AUGAAGGUCAUUCUCGCAAUCAACGCCGGCUCCAGUUCGGUCAAGAUCUCAGUUUACACUGCCGACAAGAAUGCAGAGCCUCGCCAAAUCGCAGAAGCAUCAGUUGGUGGUUUAACUGCCCCCCCAGCGUCUCUAACGUAUUCACGCGGUGGUGAGAAAGUGGUCAAGGCCAAGGAGGUUGCUGAAAGCGUUAAGAAUCAGGAGGAUGCAUUUGAUCUCCUACUCAAGACUUUCAUCGAAGAUAGUGAGUUGAAGGAGAUAUCUUCAAAGGAAGACAUCGCUAUCGCUAGCCACCGUAUCGUCCACGGCGGCGACUACGACCGAUCUCAAGUUAUCACUCAAGAUACAUAUCAUCAUCUUGAAGAACUCAGUGACCUGGCACCACUUCAUAAUGGCGUUGCCUUGAGUAUCGUCGAUACAUGCAUCAGCGCGCUGCCCGGUACGAUCAACGUCGCCUGCUUCGACUCUCAAUUCCACACAACUCUUCCUCCUCAUAUUUACACAUAUCCCAUCGAUCUCAAAAUCGCAAAGAGCAACCGCCUGCGCAAGUACGGGUUUCACGGUAUCAGUUAUGCCUUCAUUACCCGAUCUGUCGCCCACUAUCUUCAAAGGGACGCCAGCAGCUUGAAUAUGAUCGCUCUGCACCUGGGUAGUGGUGCCAGUGCGUGCGCCAUUAAGGGCGGCAAGAGCUGGGAUACGAGUAUGGGGCUGACGCCUCUGGCGGGCCUUCCUGGUGCUACCCGAAGUGGCAGUGUUGAUCCAAGUCUCGUCUUCCACUAUGCUUCCGAUGUGGGGAAGCUAUCUCCUGCAUCCACUAAGCACCUUCACAUCUCACGAGCUGAGGAGAUCCUCAACAAGGAGAGUGGUUGGAAGGCCAUGACAGGCACCACAGAUUUUGGUGUCGUUGCCGAUUCUGAUGAGCCAAGCCACCGGCUGGCCUUUGAUAUCUUUGUUGACCGUAUUGCCGCUUUUGUCGGAUCUUAUUUUGUGUCCCUUGAGGGCCGUGUCGAUGCCCUGGUCUUCGCUGGCGGCAUUGGCGAACACAGUGCCAAGCUCCGUUCCGCUGUUGUUAACCGGGUGGCCUGUUUAGGUUUUGCCCUCAACGAUGCUAGCAACCAGGAGCCCAUCAAGGACGUUGUUCAGGAGCUGGGCAAUCGUGACGCUCCGCAGCGUGUACUGGUUUGUCAGACAGAUGAGCAACUAGAGAUGGCUAGGUUGUGUGCUGAAAAGGAAGACAUCUGGGAAUAG
Fusarium coffeatum is the source of this 1248-nucleotide messenger RNA. RefSeq lists its product as uncharacterized. The transcript has 2 exons. The record is from RefSeq and is a predicted model, not a curated record. Gene Ontology annotation, biological process: acetate metabolic process; phosphorylation. Bases 1 to 1248 code for a protein of 415 amino acids. NCBI's taxonomy places the organism in Eukaryota, Fungi, Ascomycota, Sordariomycetes, Hypocreales, Nectriaceae. Gene Ontology annotation, molecular function: acetate kinase activity.